AAUCUCAUUUCCUUCAAAACUUAGAGGCAUUCUCUAAAACCAGAAUUAUCGAACUACAAGGUUCCCUGGUGGACAAGGAAACAGAUCUGACAGAUCAACAAUGGAGAGCUUUAGAAGAGCUAAUUGAACCUAGAAAAAGGAUGAGACGGGAUGGAUAUGGACAUGAAGAAACUGUAGUUCGCUGCAAAUCUAGUUAUACAGGUCUAUUUUCCUUCUUUGCAAUCCCACUGCUUCUAGGAAAUAUGAUGUUGACGUUUAUGGCAAUGAUAAGCAUCAGUGUGAAUGUUAUGGUGACAGCUACAGCCACAACAACAGCUGUUGUUGUUACAAACAACAACACUAACACGAACAACAACAAUAACAACAACAACAAUAACAAUGGAGGUGCACCGGCCCCGGCCCCGGCCCCAGCUCCCGCGGGUACAGGCGGUAACAACAACAACAACAACAACAACAAUGGUCGCUCCUUCAACAUCAGACCUGACAGACCAUUCAACAUUCAAGUCGAAAAUCUUGACGACUUUAACCUUAGCGACGACAGCUUCUUUAAACCAGUCGCUAUGAUGACUAGUGGUGCCGACAGUGAUGGCGACAUCAAGAGAAAAAUAGAUUUUUUUCUCCAACAUUUCCUUUUGAAUUUAAAUGGAACAAGGGGUUUGGAAAAUAUGACAAAAGAUGACAAGCUUAACAAGAUCAAUCCAGAUGAACAGCUGACUCCAGAUAAACAGCUGACUCCAGACACUCCACUGACUCCAGACGAACAGCUGACUCCAAAUGAACAGCUGACUCCAAAUGAACAGCUGACUCCAAAUGAAAAGUUGACUCCUGAUUGGUUGGUUGAAUGGGAUAGUUCAGAUACAGAAAACUUAAAUGACAGUGUGCUUACAAAAAUUCAACAUCAGCCUGCAAAUAGAAGAUAUAUUCUACAUCUGUAUCAACAUCUCCAACAACAGCUUACAGAAUUAAAAUGCGAAAAAUCAGGUGUUUUAACUCCAGGUUGCAUAAUGGAAUCCCUUCUUGAACGCAGUUUUAUAUAAAAGUGUAUUUUGUGAAAAAGAAUAAAGUAAUUUUAAACUUUU
Molecule: messenger RNA, 1079 nt
Organism: Eurytemora carolleeae
Lineage: Eukaryota; Metazoa; Arthropoda; Copepoda; Calanoida; Temoridae
Exons: 13
Coding region: 141-1037 (298 amino acids)
Source: RefSeq, a predicted model, not a curated record